CAUAGCAGACGCAAUUCAUGACCGCUCGGCACUUUCUUUACGCAUCUGGUAAAUUUCUGCUCCCUCGCCUUCUAAUGUGCUUUUUUAAAGGUACCGUUGCGGAUGUAUGUAUUUCAGGAUAUAUUGAGGUUGUACCGUAGCGUGCCUCAUCGUGUGAUUCCCUCUGGAGAAAAUAACAUUUUUCAUCCGUCUGGUUCUUAUGUGGAACUGCGGGAGAAGAUUGCAUGGCAGAGAUCCGCUCAAAGACUACUUUAGAGAGCAAGAAUGAAAAUAAGAUGUGCACACUACAAACAUAGAUUGAGACACAGGUGCUUCCUGUUCCCUAUGUCUCUGCUGGCGCUCUGUCUGCUAAAGCUGGUCUACAUUAAAGUGACAGUGAGGAACAGCGUCUACAUUGAACCCUAUGGAAUCACUGUCAGCUUAUCCAGAGCCCACAGCCACAGAUAUGACAUCAACUGCACUGCCAUCUACGAGCUGGACCCUGUGGAGAUAGGCAAAGCUCUGGAGAUAAAACGAAAUGACAUUGUUGAUGUGGACGACGAUAGCACGGUGAGUGUGACCUCAGACUGCCAAACAUUUGUCAAAACAAGGGGUUACAAUAUGGCUCCAGUGUCGGAUGUAGAGCAGAGUUUCCCAUUGGCCUACUCCCUGGUGGUGCAUAAAAAUGCACCCAUGGUGGAGCGUAUUCUUCAUGCCAUCUAUGCACCUUAUAACAUGUACUGCAUUCACUAUGAUCAGAAGUCCUCUCCAGUGUUUAUAAAUGCCAUUAAAAACCUGGCUCAGUGUGUUCCAAAUGUAUUCAUUGCCUCAAAAUUAGAGUCUGUGGAAUAUGCCCACAUCAGCAGGCUUAAUGCUGACCUAAACUGCCUCUCUGACCUACUAAGGUCAGAGGUCAAGUGGAAGUAUGUCAUCAACCUAUGUGGCCAGGACUUUCCUCUCAAGUCAAACUAUGAACUGGUAAUGGAGCUGAAGCAGCUGAAUGGAAGUAACAUGCUGGAGUCCAGCCGACCCAGUGAACUCAAGAAACAACGCUUUAGCUUCCAACAUGAGCUGAAAAAUGUGCCUUACGAGUACCAUCGUAUUCCUGUCAAAACCACAGUUCCCAAAGAUGUUCCUCCUCAUGGAAUAGAGAUGUUCAUCGGCAGUGCCUAUUUUGUCCUGUCACGGGCUUUUGUGAAUUACAUUAGCAGCAGCCAGGUGGCAAAGGACUUUCUGGCAUGGUCUGAUGACACAUACUCACCAGAUGAACACUUCUGGGCCACCCUUGUCAGGGUCCCUGGGGUGCCUGGACACAUUCCCAGGUCAGAGGCUGACAUUACAGAUCUGAGGAGUAAGACACGACUGGUCAAAUGGAACUAUUUAGAAGGAAUUCUUUACCCAGUCUGCACGGGUACACAUAUGCGAAGCGUUUGCAUCUAUGGAGCUGCUGAACUUCGCUGGCUUCUCAACUAUGGCCACUGGUUUGCUAACAAAUUUGACCCCAAAGUGGACCCCAUUCUGAUUAAGUGUUUGGAGGAGAAGCUGAUGGAAAAACAUCAAUACGUGCAAACAUAAUGCUGAAGAGAAGAGGAAAUCUGACAAGGAGACAAGAAAAUAAUUCCAGUAUUUCUUGUGUUAUAAAGCAAAGGUGCAAAAUUAAAGAAAAAAGAAAGUAACAAAGUACAUCUACUCAGUCAUUGUAGUUAAGCACAAUUUUAAGAUGCAGGCACUUUACUUGAGUACUUUCAUGUUGUUAGCCUGAGCUUGUUAGUGCAUGUCAUUUAUCUGAUGGUAUCUAUUUCCUAUGCAGAUUAGGAUUUCUCAAACAAACACUCUAUAAGGUCAUAAAAUGUGCACUGCUAUAGUUUAGACUACCCAACACUAUAUGGAAAGGCAACACCUGAAUCACAUGAAAACAUUGCUUCAAUGAUGCAUCAGUUAUUUAACACUGUGAAAGAGAUUGUUCUCCAGAAAGAGUUCUUCAGGGUUCCCAUGGUCAAGGAAAAAAUGGAAAGGUCAUGGAAUUUCAUAAUCACUUUUUCAGGGCCUUGAAAAGUCAUGGAAUAAGUAAAAAAUAUUGAAUGUUUUGGAAAAAUCACAUCAUGGAAUUGUGUUGCGUGUAAUGGCAUUGUUACAGUAAUCUGGAUAAUCCUCCACGAAAUGUAACAUUGCAGCAAAUCUAUUUUCUGUAGCUGUCAAAGAAAUGUUGCUCUAAUUUGCAUCGAUGUGUGAUAUUUAAUUUACCAUAAAGUUUCUUCAUUUUUCACACUUUCCUUCACCACCUGAAACUAUGCUUGAGUAGAAUUUAGAGGUUCAGUUUUGCAAUAAUUUUUCUUUUUUUAUGGGUCCUUGAAAAGUCAUGGAAAAGUUUUGAAAUUUUGUUCAUCAAAAAGUGUCAGCAGGGCAUGGCGUUUCCACAUUAUUUCAUUAUUCUAAUUAUUGUCAGUCUGUAACUUUCACAGACUAUUAAAGGAAAUGUCAUCUUAAAAACA
Epinephelus lanceolatus (giant grouper) is the source of this 2471-nucleotide messenger RNA. It is a transcript of the gene gcnt4a, whose product is annotated as glucosaminyl (N-acetyl) transferase 4a. Gene Ontology annotation, cellular component: membrane. Gene Ontology annotation, molecular function: acetylglucosaminyltransferase activity. The record is from RefSeq and is a predicted model, not a curated record. Lineage: Eukaryota; Metazoa; Chordata; Actinopteri; Perciformes; Serranidae.